Messenger RNA from Acanthochromis polyacanthus (spiny chromis), 2224 nucleotides. RefSeq lists its product as uncharacterized. The coding region runs from base 132 to 1154 and encodes 340 amino acids. The transcript has 2 exons. Gene Ontology annotation, molecular function: single-stranded RNA binding. Lineage: Eukaryota; Metazoa; Chordata; Actinopteri; Pomacentridae. The record is from RefSeq and is a predicted model, not a curated record. Gene Ontology annotation, biological process: retrotransposition. Gene Ontology annotation, cellular component: ribonucleoprotein complex.
CGGCGGGAUGUUGGCGUCCUGAAGCUGCACUCCGAAGGGUCUGCAGGCCUGUAGAAUGUGAACAAACAUAACUGCUGAAACUGGCAAAUGGAGGUGAGAACUGUGUGUCCCUGUGAUGUGAUCGUUUGACAAUGGGAAGAGGAAGGCACAAAAGAACAAUGGAAAGUCAAAGGAAGCAAGUGGCGUCAGAUGCUACUCGUAGCCUAGCCUCGGCUACCACGCUGAUGGCGGCUAACGCAUCCUCGCUAACAACAGCGAACAACCAUGGACAGGCAAGUGAGCCCGUACUUCAUGAUAAUAUGCAUGGCUAUAUUGACCACUAUGAGACUGUGCACCAUAACUCCGGAGAUUAUCCUCCCUUACCACUUUCCUCGGAGGGUUCCUCCUCACCUGAUGCUAUUAUGCCGGCUGCUAAGCUAACACGUAUGGGGGAAGCCUGGGGUAUUGAAGGUGCUACCACGACUAUUUUAAAGGAGUUCUCUGCUUUCACGGACAAUAUUAAUAAAAGGUUGGAUACUUUGCAGGGCAUGAUGAAAUGUAACUCAAUUGAAAUCGCAGACAUUAAACGCGAAAUGAAAGAAAAUACUAAAGAAAUCAUAGCCAUUAAAAAUGAGUUCAAGGCUGUUCAUGAUGACGUGAUGGCAGUGAGAAAUCAAGUUAAAGAACAAUCAGAACAAAGAGUAAAAGACAAUGAAAAGCUCACGGCCAUGGGUCUCAGAGUAACACGCCUGGAGGAUUACUCACGACGUCAGAAUCUGAAGGUGUACGGGAUCGAGGAGAAGGAGCAGGAGAAUUUGCGGGAGGUGACCACUCGUCUCUGCCAGGAGUUGCUGCCGGAGGCCAGGGACCAGUUCGCGGGGGCAAUCGACGUGGCCCACCGCCUUGGCCCGAGGAAGUCCGGCAGCACACAAUCUAGAGGAGUCAUUAUGCGAUUCCUCUACCGUCACGACAGAGAUCGAAUUUGGGAGGCCUCCAAAAAUUCUGUCCUGCUGAGGAACAGACACUUGAAGUUUGCUCAAGACUGGUCGCCAGAAGUUCGGGAGAGAAGACGUCAGCUCUACCCCAUGGUGGCCAGGGCAAAGGACGAGGGCCGCACUGCCUAUUUGGUUGCUGGACGGGCAUUCGUCGAUGGAAAAGAAAUUUUCCCUUCUUGACAAUCUCCUACACUUUUGAGUCUCACUCUGUGGAGCUUGAUGGCAGCUUCUGGAGAUCCCAAUGGGGAGGUGACUUAUGGUUCGCUCAUGGUACAGAACGUUCAGGAGGGGUGGGCAUUCUGAAAAAUCGUUUCAAUGGUAAGAUUUUACAUUCAGACCUAGAUAAGGGCGGCCAUUACAUUACUUUAGUAUUGGAAAAAGAUCAUAUUAUCUUUAUUAUUGUUAAUGUGUAUGGCUUUAACAAUCUGAAUGAGAACAAAAACUUGUUUACUACAAUAGAGAAGCGUAUGUCGUUCUGGUUGAAUAAAUACCCUACAAGCUUUAUCAUUCUGGGAGGAGAUUUUAAUGUGGUAUUAAGUAAUGAGCUGGAUCGUAUCCCCCCUAAAAAGCCAGAUUCAUCAAGUAACUUUGUUAAAUUUCUUGCUCAAAAAUUUGAUUUAAUUGACUCGUGGAGGGAGGGUCACCUAUCUCUGAAGGCAUUUACCUGGUCGAACAAAACGUUAACAAGACAGUCACGUAUUGAUUUUUGGUUGACCUCUAAAACUUUAAAAAAUGUUACCUCAGAUAUUUUCCCUGCCCCAUUGACGGACCACAAAACCAUUAGUCUCCAUAUUUCAACUGGAGCAAACUCUCCUAAACCAUCAUACUGGAAGCUUAAUAGCUCAAUUUUAGAGGAGAAUGAAGUGGCUAAUACUAUUUUGGAAUUAAUAAGCGAGUACUGGACAAAAGCAACGGAGCAAAAAAGAUUUAAUAUUAACUGGGAACUUUUCAAAUUUGCGUCAGCAAAAUACUUACGGAAAUUUAGUAGUGAUGUAGCAAAGAAAAAAAGGAAAGCCGAAAAUGAUAUAAUUCUAAGAACUACAACCUUAUUAUCAAAAUCUAUCAGUGAUAUCACUGAAUCUGAAAAAACUGAACUUAAUGACCUUCAACAAAAAUUGGAUGAAAUUUACAAGAACAGAGCUGAAGGAGCUUAUGUAAGAUCACGUAGACAGUGGCUUGAAGAAGGAGAGCAAAAUUCUGCUUACUUUUUUAGGCUGGAAAGACAGCAGGGUAAUAAAAAUACUAUAAAU